This is a messenger RNA of Prunus persica (peach), 565 nucleotides long. Its product is annotated as subtilisin-like protease SBT2.5. Bases 107 to 394 code for a protein of 95 amino acids. The transcript is spliced from 3 exons. Lineage: Eukaryota; Viridiplantae; Streptophyta; Magnoliopsida; Rosales; Rosaceae. The record is from RefSeq and is a predicted model, not a curated record.
GACUUCAAGUAUAAAUAAGCAUCAUGUAGAACUAGAUGAGGCCACAUUGCCCAUCAGUCAAUAACCCUAGAAGAAGAAAGAGCACAGAAAGUUAGAAUUAGCCACAAUGCAAGACACCAAAAUCGAAUCAUACUUUGUUUUCAUGAACUACGAUCCUCAAUACGAACGCCUUCGAGCUAAUCGAACAAAGAGAGGGACAAAUGAGCUUGAUUUGUAUCUAAGCCGGAAGCAUGACCAGUUGUUGGCAAGAACCCUUGAGCCAGGAAGCUACAAGAAGACAUUGUCUCUGGUCAUCGUUGAUGGGUUUGCUGUGGAAAUUACUGAUGACCAGGCCAGUGUUCUUAGAUCUGCAAAAGAAGUGAGACUUGUGGAGAAAAAUCAAGAGCUUGCUUAAUGUAGCAGACAGCAGAUCAGAAGAGGUUCGUACGAGGGAUUAGUUCUAUGGCUGUAGGUUAAUUUGGGUGUGAUUAGGGUUAACUUCAAGAUUAAGUGCUGGUAAAAUCUAGGAAAAUAUGUGAACUCGACCAAUUUAGGGAUGCUAUUAUAAAUAAUCAUCCUUGGAUCC